Molecule: messenger RNA, 2314 nt
Organism: Anopheles cruzii
Lineage: Eukaryota; Metazoa; Arthropoda; Insecta; Diptera; Culicidae
Product: chromatin assembly factor 1 subunit A-like
Exons: 3
Coding region: 82-2265 (727 amino acids)
Biological process (GO): nucleosome assembly
Cellular component (GO): nucleus; CAF-1 complex
Source: RefSeq, a predicted model, not a curated record
GGCGCUUGGAUCACCGCCGUGAUCCUGUUCCUGUUUGUUUGUGUCCCAUAUGUGUCCGGUGCCCCGCCGGUAUACGUGAAAAUGCACAGUGUUGUGGAUCUUACCCUUGGUGACGAGGACGACGAGCUGAUCGCACGAUCCCCAGGUGGAAGGAAGUUGAAGCAGAGCCGAUUGUCGUUUCAGGGGCUCCGAUCGGCGUCGUCGUCGAAACCGAUCGUUGCGGAAUCGAACGGUUGCGAAACACGUAAGCGGAAACCUUCCUCCGAUGCUAGUCACGUUGAUAUGCCCGUGGCCAAGGUUGUACGAAUCUCGGAUCUGCAAAGCCCGGUCGAGCAAGAUGCGACCGACGCGGUCAUUGCGAUCGACGAUAGCGAUCCUUCGGAUGAUGAGAAAAUAGACUGCGAGGACCCACCAGCACCGGAAGCGACGUCUGCGCCACGGAACUGUUCACCUGCUAAAGCACCGGGAACACCAAAGGCUGUGCAAUCCGCUGAUCCACUAAACACCACCGUCACACUCAGCAGCAGUGAUGAGGAAGGCACCGAUACGAUGUCCACUCCCCCGGAAAAGAGUGUACAGACAGCCGAUGGCCAACCAGCCGUCAAGAGAAAACUGACUGCAAAACAGAUUGCCCGCCGGCAGGAACACGAACGGAAGCUGGCGCUGAAAGAGCAGGAACGGGAAGAUAAGCGUCGGAAGCAGCAGGAAGAAAAAGAGGAGAAGGCCCGCGAAAAGGAGGAACAGGAUCGACAACGGCGCCGGGAGCGCGAAGAGCGGGACGAGCAGAAGCGGAAGGAACGCGAGGAGAAAGAUAAACGCCGCCAAUCGGAAAUCGAUCAAAAGAACGAGGAACGUCGGCGCAAGGAGGAAGAGCGGGAGGCGGAAGAAAAGCGGAAGGCCAAAGUGGCCAAAGCGUUCACAAACUUUUUCGUGAAGAAACCGAUCGCAAAGGACUCUACGCCGCCGUCCAAGGAGUCGGAUGAUGACAAUUCCCUCGAUUCGAACGGAGCCCUGUCCGGUGCCCGGUUUAUGCCGUUCUGUGUCAAAAGUGACAUGCGAUUGGCACCGCUAACCCGGAGGACGCUGUGUCCGGCGGCCAAGGAAACGCUAACGCAACUGUUGGCGGCUGACGAAGGUUUCGGUGAGGAUCAUUACCUAAGUCAACUGAAACGUAAGCGUCAUCAGCCGAUCGCAACCGGCCGUACCUGGGACACCAAAGUGGACGAGGACGAUGACGAUAUUAUGAUCGUCGACGACUCGGCGUACCACCAGAUCGAGGAGGAUCACGAGGUGUUGAAGCAAACGAUGAAAGCAAAGUUUUUCCUCUUCGUAGAAAAUCGCCGACCACCGUACCGUGGUACGUGGCGCAAGCGAAGCACCGUAGUCAGAGCACGGUGUCCGUUUGCACAGGAUAAGAUCUAUUUCGACUACGAAGUCGACUCCGACGACGAGUGGGAAGAGGAGGAACCGGGCGAAUCCCUGCACGGCAGCGACGACGAGAAGGACGUCGACCCGGAGGAGGACUACGAGGUGGACAAUGAGUUCUUCGUCCCGCACGGCCACUUGAGCGACGAAGAGCUGCAGGCGGAAGAAGACGAAGACGGCGGGCCCACGGAAGACAACAGUCCCGAGGCACAGAAAGCCAAGAUUCGGAUAAUGCAGCAAGAGUUUGUGGCCGAAAUGAAAAAGAAAACGGAAAAAAUCAAACCACGGCUGAUCGGGUGCAUCUGGCAGGGCAGCUGCGGUGGCAGCGGUUCGGACAUUAUCAUGAAGAUACUGAACGAUCGUGCCAUGCUGUUCGAUCCGGCCGAUCCGAUCUCCUUUACCCGAGCGUCGACUACGAACGGCGACCAGCAGGAUGCAGACUCACCGGGCAAGCGGGGCCCCAAGAAGAGGCGUAUCUCCGAGGAAGCGGUACACGAUCUGGUCCGAUUGGUGCACGGUAACGUGAACAAUCGAAAGUUCCUGGCACGCGAGUUUCAGGCCUUUUGGGCGGCUUCUCAGGACGGCGGUGAGCGGCCGGAACUGGCUAUGGAAAGUGUUCGCAACAAGAUCAAGGAAAUAGCAGCGUGGGGCGCCUGUCCGCUGGAGGGUCCCAUGCGAGGGAAGCACUGCUGGACAGUGGCUCAAGAGGUGCUGGAAGCCCACAAUCUAACGCAACUAGCACUGCCGAACACCUGGUGCUAUCAACUGAAGGGAAGCAAUCCCGUGCGACUGGCAAAACCGAGCGCUGCGGCCGUGGUGACCGUAGAGAAGGGCGAUUAGUGGCUUAACUUUAACCCAAUUGUCCACAAACAAGUCAAACAACCUUGAC